AUUGAAAUAGAGAAAAAACGCGAAUUUUCAUUUAUUAGUCACUGUAAAUAUUUGAUAAGAUUUGAGAUAGGUUACCUAAAUUUUCCAGUUUGGUGACAGCUUCGCUUUCAUAACAAGAAGCGCUUGUGCGUGGUGGGCGUGGCUUACCGCAGACACGUCAUACGUAGCGCUGCCGUCGGUCGCCGGCUGUCGCUAGGAUACCGGGGAUGCCUUCAGUUCCGGACGUUACUGUACAAGUUUACAGUGAACCUAUUUUGAGUGAGUUAUGGCGAAAUCGUCUGCUGAACCGAUAACGAUGCCUUCCCCUGGACGCUGGGACUGGAACGAUGAAACAAAAACCCUGGAGUUCAUACGUUUCGAAGCCAAAGGAGAGGUGAAAGAGAAGAAGAAAAAAACAAAAACAUCUAAAUCCCAGGAGCAGUCCAGAAAGCCUCUGGAGAAGUGGCAAAAGAAUAUGGUGCGUCCCGCUCAACUGGAUGCCUUCAAGGCCUCAAUAAAAAGCUCGCAAAUGGAAUGUGUCACGAUUCAGGAUAUUAAAUUGGCAGCAGUCUGCUUGCUAAACAAGAACGACGGGUUUCCCAUCCCUCCACGUUUUCUGUCCCUGCUAAAGAGCAGAGAGCUGGACGAGCUUCUCGCCAAUCUCCUGCUCUACUUUUCUUGCUUCUUUGAGAGGAAAGCUCUGGAGGAAAUCCCGACGUUCGUCAUUGCCGGGCCUUCGUUACUCGGUGACUCUGAGACGCAGAUGACUGCUAAGCUGGAGCUGGCACAAAAACAGCUUGCUGUCUGUUACUUCAGGCUCCAGCUGAAGCUGCUUCCUCAUCAGCACCAGAUUUCUGACAGAAUCAGGAUGUCCUUAAACGCGUCCAUUGACCGUGACAUGCAACUAAAUGAGUGUCUCCACAGCUUUUACAGCUAUGCUGCGUGGGUGACCUUUGAGAGGCGGGGCCUAAAGGCCGUUCGGACGGAGAUUGGACGGUUGUUCGGCUCGAACAUGUUUAGCCCCGCUCUGAAUGAAUCAAAAGAAGGUCAGAAAGACCAGGAGAGUUCACAGAAGAGUCAGUCUAAGUUUCUGAACUCCAGACAAACAUCACUGAAUAACUGGAAGUCAAGCCGUCUCCCUCCCCUGAACAAAAUCAUAACCCAGCGUUCCCCGCUGAUGAUCUCUCUGAUGCCUACUCCGCAAGAAAAGGCCCCUCACCUGUUUGAGCGCUCCAGAGGUCCUAAAGUGCCCUCGACUGAAGACCGUGAUUCAGAGGCUGUGAUGGAGGCGGUCAAAAAGCAGCUUGAAGAGCGGCUGAAGUCUCUGAGCUUUGGAAUCCUUGGAAAGCCUUUGAGCCAGUUCAGCUCCGAGACGCUGAAGCCUCAAGGAGGCCCGAGUGAAGAGGAGACCGAGAAUGAGGGAGACGAGGAGGGAGUCGGGAGAAACAAAACCUCCGUCACCGGCCAAAGAUCUCUCACCACGGCUACAGACAAACGCCUGCGCUCUAGCCGAGCUGACUUAGUCUCCAGAGCUACCACUGAAGCCGUGUCCUCAGACACUGAAUAAAUCUGAAAAACGGA
Messenger RNA from Puntigrus tetrazona (Sumatra barb), 1560 nucleotides. RefSeq names its product protein phosphatase 1 regulatory subunit 36. The record is from RefSeq and is a predicted model, not a curated record. Bases 266 to 1546 code for a protein of 426 amino acids. The transcript has 11 exons. Gene Ontology annotation, biological process: negative regulation of phosphatase activity. Lineage: Eukaryota; Metazoa; Chordata; Actinopteri; Cypriniformes; Cyprinidae. Gene Ontology annotation, molecular function: phosphatase binding.